AUGACCGUUGGCGUGGUGCGCUCCUGCGACGCGCCUUCCCCCGCUCCGGUGGCGUCGGUGGUGGAUGGAGGGGGAUCCCCGACGCCAGGGCUGCCGGGCUGCGGCGAGGAGGGGUCGCCCCUGGCUGGUGCGGGCUCGUCCGCCGUGGGGGGAGGGUGUGGGGCGCGUGCUUGGGGUGGGCGGUUCUGGCUUCUCGGGGCGGAUGCUGAGGUGGGCGCCGAGGAGGAAUCUGAUGGAGAGGGCGGGCCUCAGGGCGGCGCCGCUAGCCCAGGGAGAGGGGCGGCCGCCAAUGAGGGGGUGGCUGUGACCAGGCGCACGGCGGCGGGGCCGAACAGGGUGGCCAUGGGGGCCGGCGGGGGAUCCCUGCGGGAGAAAGAGACGAGAGGUGCGGAGACCGGAAGAUCCAUGGAGGGGAGAAGGGUGGAGGCAGAUGGGGCGAACAAGCACCAGGGGUGGAUGCCGGACUUAGAAUAUUCGGAGGGGGGAGGAAAGUCAACGUACGGCAACUGGAUCGAGAUCGAGCCGAGCUCGGGCCGGAGGACGGCGGCAGAGGCGCGCCGGCGGGAAGAGGAGGGAGGAGGCCGGAGCAGAGGGAUGCGCUGGGGGGGCGGCACCGGCCGGGAACGGUGGGAGGUCGCCGGCGGGCGGUGCACGGCGCCGGAGGAGCUGCGGCGGCGGGACCCACGGCGGAGCACGGGGCGGCGGCCAUGGCGGCGGAGACGCGGGCCGUCGCGGGCGGCCGCGGAGGUGGCCCCGGCGGGCGCUGCGGCGACGGAGGGACGGCGCGCGCCGGCGGGGUGGCGGCGGAGCGCGCCGGGCGGCGGCGACGCGGACGGGCGGCCGCGCGGGCCUGGGCGGGCCGCGGCGGCGGGGACGCGCGCGAUGGACAGGUGGCGGCGGCGGAUUCGCGGAGGACGGCGGCUGGACGUGUCCGACGGCGCGAGGGGAGCGAAGCUAGGGUUAGGGUGGAAUUCAUCCGACUUAGAAUAUUCGGAGGGGGGAGGAAAGUCAACGUACGGCAACUGGAUCGAGAUCGAGCCGAGCUCGGGCCGGAGGACGGCGGCAGAGGCGCGCCGGCGGGAAGAGGAGGGAGGAGGCCGGAGCAGAGGGAUGCGCUGGGGGGGCGGCGCCGGCCGGGAACGGUGGGAGGUCGCCGGCGGGCGGCGCACGGCGCCGGAGGAGCUGCGGCGGCGGGACCCACGGCGGAGCACGGGGCGGCGGCCAUGGCGGCGGAGACGCGGGCCGUCGCGGGCGGCCGCGGAGGUGGCCCCGGCGGGCGCUGCGGCGACGGAGGGACGGCGCGCCGGCGGGGUGGCGGCGGAGCCCGCCGGCGGGGAGGCGCGCCGGGCGGCGGCGGCGCUGGGAGGCCGGAGGCGACGAGGCGGACGGGCGGCCGCGCGGGCCUGGGUGGGCCGCGCCUAG
Aegilops tauschii subsp. strangulata is the source of this 1422-nucleotide messenger RNA. NCBI's taxonomy places the organism in Eukaryota, Viridiplantae, Streptophyta, Magnoliopsida, Poales, Poaceae. The record is from RefSeq and is a predicted model, not a curated record.